AAUAAAUUUCUGCUUUGAGUUGCCUUCUUUUUUCGUGCUGAAAUUUAUUAGUCAUGCUGGUUCGUUUCAUUUAGCCUACAAUAAAGUCCGAUACUGCUUGCGGUUUGCUCUCCUCACCGCCUCGCACCGGUAUACCCUGUCCUUUCCGCAGACGAAAGGGGCCUACCAGAGGCGCCGUGUUCGAGGCCUACAAAUUGGUCUCGAGGUUUCUUAUGGAUGUCACAGAGGGUCUAAAGAUGUUGGCACAGCUUGCUCCGAGCGCGGAAGGGCGCCUCCCCAGCCUCAAUUUUCUCCUCCUCAACCUCAUUUUUCUCCUCCUCCUCUACCUCGUCGUCUCCAACAUCGUCGACCGCUUUCAAGGCAGCCGCCAAGCCAAAAUGCACGCCUCGUCCAAGAACCCAGACGCAAUCCGUACCCGAAGGCGCGCUCCGAAACCAGUUAGGGACUUCUGGUGUGCCCUUUUGAAAGCUAGAAUGACUGUGGGCAGCUUCUUGGUCCUUCCCAGCGGCGUCGACUUUUUCGGUGACCAGGAUCGGGGACAUACGCUUCUCUUACGCCAAUGCUACUGGGGAUUGUUCAACCGUAUUAUGAUCCACAAGCACUCAAACCUUUACCGUCGGUUUCUCGUCACAGGUACCCCGGGGAUUGGCAAGAGCUGCUUCGUUGUCCCCUUGCUUGGCUGGCUGGCCAAGAAGGAAAACGUGAUCAAGGUGGUGGUUGAACUGAACCAGAAACGGUACCUGUUCACCACCUCCAGCAGCCAUCAUGGCCCUGAUGUUGAGGAGGGAGGCAUCUCGGACUUUGAGCAGGAGCUUGAGGACACCAACGUAUGGUGGAUCGUCGACACGGGCCCCGCUCUUUAUCGGCCUGCCAACACCAUAUUUAUCGCAUCACUUGACCAGAACAGAUGCAAGGGCUUCCAGAAGUUCCUGGGCUCUACAACUCUUUACAUGCCGGUCUGGAGUGAUGAUGAGAUGCAACAGUGCAGGAAACGGCUGUUCCCCACACUCCAAGAAGCAAGGUUCUUGGAGCUGCAAUCGCGAUGGGGGAAUAUCCCACGCUACGUCCUUGAAAAGGCCGAAAAUCGGGUAGUGCAAGCAAGCCUUGAAACAGCAUUAGGCAGUUGUGACUGGGACACAGUGCUGAAGUGCAUUAACGAAACGGACAAUGCGCCUCACGCCAGCCACCAGCUGCUACAACUUCAGGUGCUGGACUUGAUAGAGUACGACCAGAUGGUCAUGAAGCCUGCGUCUCCGUAUGUGGCACGCAAGUUGGUGGAGAAGGCGGGAAGUGCUCACGUACAAGACCUGGUGCAGCUGUCGCUGGGCACCCCAGCCUAUGCAGGUGCUGCACGCGCCUUCUAUGCGAGCUACGUCCACCGGCGCUUCCAGGAAGGUGGAACUUUCAACGUGCGGAGGUUGGACAAGCCUCAUCAGCCCACCGCAAUGCUGGAGCUCGAGAAGCCACCUAAGACGUGCUUGUUCAGCACUUGGGAGGAGGUGACAUUGCAGCAGGAUUGUGUGUACUGCAUUCCUCGCAUUGACGACCUUCCAGCAGUGGGUUCCAUCAUGCAGCCAAGCUUCCUCUUCCAGAUGACCACAACUCAGAAGCUUGAAGUGAAUGAGAACGGCCUGAAAGCGGCUGCACACCAGCUCCGGGGCACGAAGAGGCUGUACUUCGUUGUGCCUCAGGGCAUGUUCACGACUUACAGCGCUGUUUCCAACGUUCCUAGGAAUGUCGAGCAGUGGUUGCUGGAGGUGGCGUGGAUGUAAUUAGUUGCUCGGGAUAACUUGGCUGUGCUGUAGCUUGGUUAGGUUAGGUUAGGCAGGUUAGGCUGGACGUCGUGCAUGCUGUCGUUGAUUGCUGUAUGUAUGCUGCUGCCAUGAGAAUGCUGCACACAUAUGCUUAAUGUGGAGGACAGAUUAUUUGUCAACCAUGUCCAACAUGCCUGCUGCAGAUCAUGCUCGCACAAGUGCUUGGUAGUUUACGGAACUAUGUAUAUAUGUGUUCAAUUUGAACAGCCUUCCUGGUGGCUGCACUGGGUGGCAUGGC
Molecule: messenger RNA, 2052 nt
Organism: Astrephomene gubernaculifera
Lineage: Eukaryota; Viridiplantae; Chlorophyta; Chlorophyceae; Chlamydomonadales; Astrephomenaceae
Source: the annotation of a GenBank genome assembly